Messenger RNA from Microcebus murinus (gray mouse lemur), 1213 nucleotides. RefSeq names its product paraoxonase 3 (gene PON3). Lineage: Eukaryota; Metazoa; Chordata; Mammalia; Primates; Cheirogaleidae. Gene Ontology annotation, biological process: response to toxic substance. Gene Ontology annotation, cellular component: extracellular region. The record is from RefSeq and is a predicted model, not a curated record. Gene Ontology annotation, molecular function: arylesterase activity.
CCUGUCCGCGCCUGGGAGCGCACCGCGCAGCUCGCUGUCACCCCGCACCCAGAGAGCAUGGGGAAGCUGGUGGCGCUGACCCUGCUGGGGGCCAGCCUGGCCUUCAUUGGGGAGAGGUUACUGACUUGCAGAGAAAGAAUGAAUGCGUCUCGAGAAGUGGAGUCAGUAGAACCCCAGAGCUGCCACCUUAUUGAAGGACUCGAAUAUGGCUCUGAAGAUAUUGAUAUACUUCCUAGUGGGCUGGCUUUUAUCUCCAGUGGAUUAAAAUAUCCAGGCCUUCCAAACUUUGCACCAGAUGAACCAGGAAAAAUCUUCUUGAUGGAUCUGAAUGAACAAAACCCAAAGGCCCAAGCACUAAAAAUCAGUGAUGGAUUUGACAAAGAAUUAUUUAAUCCACACGGGAUCAGUAUUUUCAUUGACAAAGACCAUACUGUGUAUCUUUAUAUUGUGAAUCAUCCCCACAUGAAGUCCACUGUGGAGAUAUUUAAAUUUGAGGAACAAGAACGUUCUCUCGUAUACCUGGAAACUAUAAAACAUGAACUUUUCACAAGUCUGAAUGACAUUGUGGUUCUCGGACCAGAACAGUUCUAUGUCACCAGAGAUCACUAUUUUAACAACUUCUUCUUGAGACUUUUUGAGAUGAUUUUGGAUCUUCGAUGGAGUUCCAUUCUCUUCUAUAGCCCAAUAGGGGUCAAAGUGGUGGCCGAAGGAUUUAGUUCUGCCAAUGGGAUCACAGCCUCACCAGACCAGAAGUAUGUCUAUGUGGCUGAUGUGGCAGCUAAGAACAUUCACAUAAUGGAAAAACAUGAUAACUGGGAUUUAACUCAGCUGAAGGUAAUUCCGUUGGGCACUCUUGUGGAUAACUUAACUGUCGAUCCUGCCACAGGGGAUAUUUUGGCAGGAUGCCAUCCUAAUGCCAUGAAGCUAUUCAUCUAUAACCCUGAGGAUCCCCCAGGGUCAGAAGUACUUCGCAUCCAGAAUAUUUUCUCUGAGAAGCCCAGAGUAAGCACCGUGUAUGCUAACAAUGGCUCCGUGCUUCAGGGCACCUCGGUGGCUUCCACGUACCGUGGGAAAAUUCUCAUAGGCACCGUAUUUCACAAAGCUCUGUACUGUGAGCUCUAGACUCCAGAUGUUCCAAAAAGUCUACGUAUUUGGUAAAAGUAAACUAGUGAUUGUGUGAUAAAUGUAACUGUAAAUAAAUAAUAAACACCAA